UAGUAGGAGUGUGCUAAAGCUCUCCCACGGCUGGAGGAGAGCCUGGGCAACGCCAGCAUGGGCCUGCUGCUUCUGUGAGAUAGGGAAUAGCAUAUGGUGGCAAAUCUGCCCAACUUUUCAGCUAUUGCUGCUGCCCGAGGAAAGGGAGCAAGCAUCUGCUCUGGUUGCUGCACAGAGCCUGGGUGGGAGUGAUGCUUGGAGCUGCGGAGCGCAGUGCCUGCUCCCACUGCCCAGCUGCUUGAUCAUGAUCCUGCUUUCUUCCUGCCUUCAGAAAGCCUCCAGCUCUGCCUUCCACACCAAUGAUGUUUCUCUGAGAGGCUGGCUGACAAAACCUCCAGGCUGGGUUCGGGGCUCUGCUGCAGGCCUCGUCACUGCAGCGUGCAGGGAGCAGCAGCUCCUCGAGGUAGGAGCAGGGUCUCACUGUGUGUCUGCAGAGCGCUGAGGGGCCCUGAUCUGUGUGGCCUCCGUGCUACCAAAAUGUAAAUAAUGAUGUGUAGAUAAAGAUGAGGUCAAGGAACAUCUCUUCAACUUGAUAAUUUUCCCCGGUGGGAAGAUUUAUGUCACCGCUUCUGGCUGGGCUGGGAUUGCUCCAGGUUUUGGUCAGUGUCCAAGUAACCGUGCAGAAACACUAUGGGACAUAAAGAGUUGACAGGCUCGCAUGAUAACAUAAAAGUUUGCUACCUUCUAAUUUUGCAAUCAAAACAAAUAGUACCCUGCACUGCAGGAACAGCAGCAAGGGAGUGAGCCAUCCGUUACAUGUUCUGCAUUGCCAAAGGAAGUGGCAGAACCGUUAGCUGCAGCAGCAAGCUUACUGGCACAAUGCACGUUUCAUGGGGCUUUAUAGCUUCUUUUAAAAUAGUCUCUACCACUGCAGACAGCCUGUGGGCUGCAUCAGCUGAGCAAAACAUUAUCCUGCUAGGACAGAGAAUUAUUGUCAUGUUUUUUUCAUGCCAGCUGUCUCUGCGCUGGCUGACCAAUGCAAGCAACUCAACAGCAUAGCAGUUUAAAAACAAACAGAAAACCAACCUUCCAACCUGGCUGUGUUUUCUGAUGACUGGUUUGGCUGAAGGACAAGCUGAAGCCGGUAGCUUGGAGGUUGCAGCUUAGCAGAAAAGGUCAGGCUUGAGAACCCCAGAGAAGCAGUAUUUGUUUGAAGGUUCGGGUUUUGCUUUUAAUUAUCUUCUUUAACUGAGAUGGAUAAGAAUUGGGAGAAAUGCACAAUAUUUAUUUAUUUAUGAUAGCAAAAGGCCGUACUUCGAAUUUUUAGUAUUAAAGGUGUAGUUGUACAGCCAGGAAAAUCAAGAACAGCUUCUGUCACUUGAAUGUUAAAGGUCUGUAGAACGGGAUAAGUAGUAACUUAAGUUAUUACUCCAGGGCUAAAAAGCCCAACCUUAGGCCCUCACUGGAAGAUGCAUGUGAUGUCUGUGCAGAGACUGGUUCUGGCAGUCUUCUUUCCAGGUCUGUAAAGAACCUUGUGCACUGCUGCGCUGGUUCAUAACUGGGCUCCCGAGGAGUUUAAAUCUCUGUUGAUCCUAAUGCCAAGUGUAAGGAUGCUGAAGUGCUUAGGCCAGAGCUGUUGAUUUUUAAUUCUACCUGUAUUGGUGGGACAAUUUGUUUCCUUGUGUUUUUGUGUGUGUGUGACUCUAUUUAAAGUGUCACAUUGGAUGACUUGUAUGAGAAGGUGUAGGUCAUGCCUUUCCUCGUAUAAUAAGUGAGAUCUGACAGCUGGGAGAUGUCUCGUGCAGAGCCAUUGCCUCUCUGAAUUCAUUGCCAUGCGCUCUAUUAAGAAGUGGGACAUUUGCAAAGCGUUUGCACUUCAGAUUUCUCCUAAUCUUGCUUUUUUUCUGCUCCCUUAAGUGUUGCAUUGAAACUAAAAGGGGAUGAUCCGACAUCAAGGCAGCUUCCCCUGCAAACAAUAAGGAAUCUGAUGGAGCACGGGUUAUAAGGGUGCCCGGUGCCUGCGGCUGCUGCAGCACGUGGGGUCCCUGGCACCCAGAGAAGCAGUCCCUGUGUCACAGAGCCACCAGGUUCCAGAGUGCUCCCCUGGUUACGGAGCUGUUGGGGUACCUGAGUGCAGAUAGCAAUGCUGCUCGGGCAAGCCUGGGAAGAUGGAUACUUAAAUAUCCCUCUGUGUUGCGGAUCUAUUUGUUUGUACACAUCUAUUUUUGUAAGAUUCCCCUGAAUUAGGUACCUGUUUACUUCUUGUUGUCAUCUAAUCAGUGACUCAAAGGGUUGCAUGGUUGGACCCUGGAAAUGGGAUGUCAGUCCCAUUCAGGGAGCAUAAAGGAAGAAGGAGAAGCUCCCAGUUGCUGCUGCAGUGACAGCGAGUGAGAGCAAGAGCAGGAAAAUGUCGGCAGUCACUUCAGCAAUUCAGGCUCCUCAGGGCCCUGUGAAUCCGCCGCCUCCGGAGGUCACUAAUCCUAAUAAGCCUGGCCGGAAGACCAACCAAUUGCAAUACAUGCAAAAUGUUGUUGUAAAGACCUUAUGGAAGCAUCAGUUUGCUUGGCCUUUCUACCAGCCUGUUGAUGCAAUUAAACUGAAUUUACCGGAUUAUCACAAAAUAAUAAAAAACCCCAUGGACAUGGGGACUAUCAAGAAGCGUCUGGAACAUAACUAUUACUGGAGUGCCAGUGAAUGUAUGCAGGAUUUCAACACCAUGUUUACAAAUUGUUAUAUUUAUAACAAGCCCACAGAUGACAUCGUCCUUAUGGCCCAAGCCCUUGAGAAGAUAUUUCUGCAGAAGGUUGCUCAGAUGCCUCAGGAAGAAGUUGAAUUAUUACCCCCAGUUCCUAAAGGCAAAGGUCGUAAGCCUUCAGUGGGCACGCAGAGCACAGGAGCGCAGCAAGCAGUGGCCGUGUCUUCCGUCUCCCCUCCGGCCCCGUUCCAGAGCGUCCCUCCAGCCGUGUCUCAGACGCCCGUCAUCGCUGCCACCCCUGUGCCGACCAUCACUGCUAAUGUCCCGCCUGUCACCGCCCCGCCUGCCGCUGCUCCCCCUCCGCCUGCUGCUCCGAUCAUGCCCGUGGUUCCUCCUACGCCACCCGUAGUCAAGAAAAAGGGAGUGAAGCGGAAAGCGGACACGACCACCCCCACCACCUCCGUGAUCACUGCCAGCCGGAGCGAGUCCCCCACGCCCCUGUCGGACCCCAAACAGGCCAAAAUCAUCGCUCGGCGGGAGAGCGGCGGCCGGCCCAUCAAACCACCAAAGAAAGACCUGGAGGACGGAGAGGUCCCCCAGCACGCAGGGAAGAAGGGCAAACUCUCUGAGCACCUCAAGUACUGUGACAGCAUUCUCAAGGAGAUGCUCUCGAAGAAGCACGCAGCCUACGCGUGGCCGUUUUACAAGCCCGUUGAUGCAGAGGCCUUGGAAUUACAUGACUAUCACGAUAUUAUCAAACACCCCAUGGAUCUCAGUACUGUUAAAAAAAAAAUGGACAGUCGGGAAUACCAGGACGCACAAGGUUUUGCAGCAGAUAUUCGGUUAAUGUUCUCUAAUUGUUACAAGUACAAUCCUCCAGACCACGAAGUGGUAGCCAUGGCCAGGAAGCUCCAGGAUGUCUUUGAGAUGAGGUUUGCAAAGAUGCCUGAUGAGCCCGCAGAGGCCCCUCCUCCACCUCCUCCAACAGCACCAGUUGUGAGCAAAAGCACAGAGAGCAGUCACAGCAGCGAGGAGAGCUCUUCUGACUCAGACAGUUCAGACUCGGAAGAAGAGCGAGCGACUCGGCUGGCAGAGCUCCAGGAGCAGCUGAAGGCAGUCCAUGAGCAGCUAGCUGCAUUGUCGCAAGCACCAGUGAACAAACCAAAGAAAAAAAAAGAGAAGAAGGAAAAAGAAAAGAAAAAGAAAGACAAGGAGAAGGAAAAGGAAAAGCACAAAGUAAAAGCUGAGGAGGAGAAGAAGCCCAAGGUGGCUCAACCGCCGAAGCAAACCCAGCAGAAGAAAGCCCCAGCUAAAAAGGCAAACAGCACGACCACAGCUAGCAGGCAGCCCAAGAAAGGAGGAAAGCAGGCGUCUGCAACCUAUGAUUCGGAUGAGGAGGAGGAAGGCCUGCCCAUGACCUAUGAUGAGAAACGACAGCUCAGCUUGGACAUCAACCGCUUGCCUGGGGAGAAGCUGGGCAGGGUGGUGCACAUCAUCCAGUCACGGGAACCUUCCCUCAGGGACUCCAAUCCUGAUGAGAUAGAAAUAGAUUUUGAAACCUUGAAGCCCACAACGUUGAGAGAACUGGAGAGAUACGUGAAAUCUUGUUUACAGAAAAAACAAAGGAAACCAUUUUCUGCAAGUGGAAAAAAGCAAGCAGCGAAGUCUAAAGAAGAGUUAGCUCAGGAAAAGAAGAAAGAACUAGAAAAACGGCUACAGGAUGUCAGUGGGCAGUUAAACAACAACAAGAAACCUGCAAAGAAAGAGAAAUCAGGCUCUGCUCCCCCCGGGGGCCCGUCCCGGCUCAGCAGCAGCAGCUCCUCCGAGUCGGGCAGCAGCAGCUCCAGCGGCUCCAGCUCGGACAGCAGUGAUUCAGAAUGAGCCACGGACACUUACACAAAACACAGAAUGGACAUCACCCUCACCGAUGCUCUGCAGUGUUCCUUUCUCUCCUUAAAGUACUGCUCUUGUUCCACGGUGGUCAGGUGUUUGUUUGUUUGUUUGUUUUUCUUCCUCUCUGACUUCUUUUUUUUUUUAAUUAUUAUUUUUUAAUUCAGUGUUAUAAAAGGUCUCUUCCAUUUUCCAGGGGCACUCUUCUAUGAAUAGGUCAAAGAUCUUUGCGUGUGCGUGGCUAGACUUUAUGGCAAACGGUUCCCUUUGCGUAAAGUCUCUAAAACACAUUGUAACUGAAGAAAUUUGGUUGAAAAUGGAAGAACUUGGAACUCUUCGCAGGAGGUGACCAGUAGGUUUCUGCAGAGUUGGUAGUACAUCUCCCUUCUGCCCCUUCCUUCUCCCCAGGUUGUUCUCUUUUAAUAAGCCCACCUGGCUCACACAAGGGAAAAAAGAUCUUUAAAGAAAUCUGUGAAAUGGUACUGUAUCUGAAAGAUGCUAGCUUUUGGACUAGUUGGUGUAUUUGUUUAUUAGCACUAGUAUUCUUAAUCUCCAAGUCUACAGUGUGAUGAAGAUGUCAGAUGCUGUCAUCUUUGUACGUAAAAGCAAAAGAAACAAUAAGAAAUCUAACAUUUCUGUUAAUGUUGGUAGAGGCGUAGGCACCUGUUCAGGAAGGUAUUUAAGCAUGAAUUUAAUUUGAAGCACAUGAGCCAUAGAAAUGUUUGCACUUGUAACUUCUAGCUCUUCAAAUUUUCAUUUUUUCUUGGGAAUACGUUGGUAAGGAGGGAGCAAAGGAAACUCGAGUUCCUUGGGAAUGUUAUUUUUAACAUCAGAUAGAUAAUUUCCAGGAAAUUGACGUUCUCUCUGGAAGUUUUUUGUCUAAUUGAAAGCAGCUUGUGGCUGCAAGUUCUCAGCUGGGCCUCGAGGAGUGUUCCCUGCAGAGUGACCAAGACGAGCCAUGUGCUCAUUAUUAGACACAUGCUUAAGUACUUUCUCCAUGACAAGCACCUCGGACUGGGCUUAAAAUAAAAGAGCGCUCGAGCUCCAGCUGAGGCUGAGCUGGCAGGGGACUCGGAGAGGGAUGUUGGUUUUGUGCUUUGUUGGUUUGGUUUUUUUUUUUUUUUGGUGUUUUUUCUUUUUUUUUGGUUUCGUUUGUUUCUUUCCCACCCCUUAUCUUCGUAUCUGCAAUGAGCUCCUAGAAAGGGAAUGCUACUUCUGUGUCAGGCAGGGUGCAGGUUUCCAGAUCCUGAAGUGUUUACCUCAAUUAUAGUAAUAAGGGAAAAAAGAAAAA
Messenger RNA from Numida meleagris (helmeted guineafowl), 5816 nucleotides. It is a transcript of the gene BRD3, whose product is annotated as bromodomain containing 3. The transcript has 12 exons. The record is from RefSeq and is a predicted model, not a curated record. Bases 2348 to 4516 code for a protein of 722 amino acids. Gene Ontology annotation, biological process: regulation of DNA-templated transcription; chromatin remodeling. Gene Ontology annotation, cellular component: nucleus; chromatin. NCBI's taxonomy places the organism in Eukaryota, Metazoa, Chordata, Aves, Galliformes, Numididae.